AUGGUAGGUCACGGAGAAAGACCGACUUCUAGCCAGCAUGUUGAUAUGCCACCUGAGAAUUCACCAACAUUGUCAUUGCCAAUUUCUGUUGAUAUGCAUACUUCUCAAGAUGAGAUGAGCCCUCCUGUGACUCCACGGACUUUGGACGAAAAUGAAACGGCAACCAAAAGUGGUGAACUCUAUGGAAACCUUAAAGCGGAGAUAUGGAAAGAGUUCAUUUAUGUGCCUAGCCCGCAUACUAGCGAAGUUCUGUGUGAAGCUUUAACCGGGUGCCUCUUAGAUUGGAGCCUCAAUCGCAAGUUAUCCACAAUCACGUUGGACAAUUGUUCGACGAAUGAUGCUAUGAUGAGAUUGUUGUUAGAAAAACUUCCAUCGAACUCUCUACUGUGCGGCGGAAAAUUAUUGCAUAUGAGAUGUGCAGCCCAUAUCUUGAAUUUGGUGGUGCAAGAUGGGUUGCGCGUCAUUGGAAAGACCAUUGAGAAGGUGAGAGACAAUGUUUCUUACUGGACCGCAACUCCUAAGAGAACGGAGAAAUUCGAGGAGUCGGCUCGACAGCUUCGUGUGGAACUUGGUACCGAGUAUCCCACUGCAAAUUUGUAUUUUCCUAAAAUUUGUGAGAUAAAGCUUGCUUUGAAUAAUUGGAUUUCUUGCGGUAUCGGUGAGGUGGAGUCAAUGGCUAUAGAAAUGUUAGCUAAAUUUAAUAAUUAUUGGUCCGAUGUGCAUGGUAUCAUGGGAGUGGUGACUGUGCUUGAUCCUAGGUAUAAAUGUGUAUUGCUUGAGUACUAUUUUCCAAUGAUUUAUGGUACCAAUGGUGAGUUUGAGGUUGAUGAGAAUCUCGAUGUGUGUCGUGAGUUGGUACAACAAUACGAGGCUAAAGAGAAGAGAUGUAGUGAUAGAAGUGGCUUGCUUGAUCCUAAUUUUUCUAAUGACCCAUCACUUAGUGGAUAUGACUUGUAUGCCUCUCAACGAAAGAGAAAGGUUACAAAAUCGGAGUUGGAUUUGUAUUUGGAUGAGGAUGUUCUACCACGAACGCCCGAUUUUGACGUCUUAAGUUGGUGGAACUCUAAUAAAGGCAAGUACCCAAUUUUGCAUCAAAUUGCUCGGGAUAUCUUAGGAAUUCCAGUCUCUAUGGUUGCUUCCGACUCCGCUUUUAGUACAAGUGGACGAUUGAUUAGUCCUCAUCGUAGUAGACUUCACCCCACGACUAUUGAGGCAUUGAUGUGUUCACAAAGUUGGAUGCAAUGCGAGCAAGGUAAUUCCCUCUAA
Messenger RNA from Striga hermonthica, 1266 nucleotides. The record is from the annotation of a GenBank genome assembly. NCBI's taxonomy places the organism in Eukaryota, Viridiplantae, Streptophyta, Magnoliopsida, Lamiales, Orobanchaceae.